Molecule: messenger RNA, 1347 nt
Organism: Thermothelomyces thermophilus ATCC 42464
Lineage: Eukaryota; Fungi; Ascomycota; Sordariomycetes; Sordariales; Chaetomiaceae
Exons: 1
Coding region: 706-1269 (187 amino acids)
Source: RefSeq, a predicted model, not a curated record
GCCAGCAUCUCUGAUGAAUUAAUCCAUUGAUCGAAGACCGAGGCGUUUGGAUUAUCCUUCCAAUCGCAUUUUCUGCCCCAACCCUUCCCACUCUCCUUUGGUACCAGCGUCGGCCAACCCAAAGAGAGGAAGAGAAUGUCAGGUCUGUUCGGAGCAGGAACAAGGGCAGAAGCAGAAGAAUGAAGCCAAGAGUCUCAAAUUGCGCAUGCUGAGAGAUGAUAUACACGCCCUGGCGAGACUCAGAGUGUAUCAGAUAGCGCUCGGUCUUGGGGGGGUUAACACACAGAAUCCCCGUAUGGAUUACGGAGUACGCACCUAAUUACAAGUGGAAAGGAGCAGACCCUAGAUUUACUUACCUCUUCCUAAACGCUAUCUUAUUCGCAUUUGUAUAGCUGCAAGCAGGAAAAAAAAAAAAAAAAUAUAGAAUAACAACCGACUCCGUUUAUCAGACAUCAAAUGCAAUACUAAUCGUGCUCUCGAAGGGCAACUACUACAUUCAUACCGACGGCGAGCGACAGCAUCGACCAAGGAAGAGCACACAAUGUCCUGCAAGGCUGUCCCGCCCCCCUUCCCAACGACACACAUGGCUAUCCUGUUACUAACCUCAACCUACUUUGACCUUACUCGACAGUCCUCACCACGACCGCCCGCGUGACCCACGCCUCCCGCCUGCCUCCCGGCGUGACGCGUGCCCAAGCGCUCGCCAUGCUCUCCGACCACGAGUUCUUCCUCUCGUGCGACCCGCACCUCGACAAGUACCAGCUAAUCCCUCCCUCCGACCACGUCAGCCUGGGCCCGCCCCGGGCCAUCCCAGAUCACGUCAGAUCGCGGCUCCGCCCUCGAUCCCAGUGUCCACCCUCAGAAGGGUUCGACACAGCAGCCGGGAAAGAUGAGGCAGAAGGAACGAAGGAGGAGGGCGAGGAGGAACCCGUGCCGGUAUGCUACCGCGUGACCGACAUCGUGCACGCCGUCCCCGCGGGGAUCUGGGACACGAGGGUGGUGAGCACCUACGAAUUCACCGACACGCAGGAUGGGCUGUUUGUGCGCAUCCGAAGCCCGCUGUCGAUCGUGAUGGAUACGGUCUGGGAGGUGCGGGAGGCGGCAGCACAAGCGGGUGAGGCCGCCGGGUUGGAGCUGGUCGAGGACGUCACGAUCCAGUGCUCCAGGCUACUUGUCGGCAUCGUGAAGGGCCAGUGUGAAAACGGAUGGGGCAAGAUCCACGCCAAAAUGAUUGCGAGGCUGGAAGGGGAGAUCGAAAAGGGAAGUUGAAGAGGCAAAAUGCAGGAUGAUCUGGUUUAGCAUAUCCGGGUCUAAUCAAUGCCACUCUUCCGAGACGGAUCUUGGGCA